AUGCUGCCCGUUUUCGAUGCCAAUACAUGCAAGAACAGGCACACAUUCUAUGUAAAGCAAUGGUUGAACACGGUGUUGUUUUGUGCGGACGGUCUUAAAGAUCUUCUUGAGGGUGAUGAGCCGUCACAGAAAAGACUUGAGUCAGGUGACGAUCAUUUGUCACUUGAUGAUGACGAUGACAUGAAAGAGGAAGCGUAUGAAAGUCUGGAGAUUUGUGAAGACGAAGAUAAUAACGAUGAUGACGACUUCACCGGAAACGAUAACGAAAAAAUCAACGUCGCUUAUUGCAAUGCGUGA
Molecule: messenger RNA, 297 nt
Organism: Plasmopara halstedii
Lineage: Eukaryota; Oomycota; Peronosporomycetes; Peronosporales; Peronosporaceae
Exons: 1
Coding region: 1-297 (98 amino acids)
Source: RefSeq, a predicted model, not a curated record